CUGGUCAUUCCACUGUUGGGUUGCUGGGCUUUUGUAUAUAUAGAUAUGGCAUCAGACUAUGCUUACUAUUCUGCAACUUUGGUUGAGAUUGGCCCAUAUCAGUACAUACAAGUCUUCCUUGUUCUUUUAAACUGCUGCACAGCGUUCCACGGCAUGAAUGUGCCAUAGAUACUUUAUCCAGUUCCUAAAGGAUAGACAUUUAAGUGCUAACCAUUUGGGGUUUUGCAAUGACAAACUAUGUGAACAUGUUCAUGCAUUUAUCUUUGGCAUACUUGUGCAAAUGUAUCCAUAGGGUUAAUUCCUAGCAGUGAAAUUGCUGGGGCAGAGUUCAUGCAUUUUCUUUUAACCGUAGAUGCCUUUUGCCAAAUUGCUCUCCAAAAAAGCCUUCACACCAUCAGAGUGUGAGAGUGCCCGUGUCCUCAUACCCUCCCCAGCAGAGAACAUUAUCAUCAAACUUUCUUUUCUUUUUCUUAAAAGCCUCUCUAUUUAUUGCCUGGCCGGCAUGGCUCAUAAGAAGAUAGAAGGUGGAGAGAAGAAGGCAGAAAGGCUAGGGACCUCGAAACCCAAGGAACAGCAGGAUGGCGGCCCUCCCUAGAGCUGGAAGAAAGAAGGACCGAGUCAGACCCUGGAAGAAGCUCUGUGCCUUUGGAGGUUUUUCUGCCUGCCCUUCUGCCUGCCCGUCCUCAUGCCUCUCCUCCUCUUGCUGCUCCUGCUACCGAGCCUUUCACAUCCCUUUCCCACCUGUGAGGUCUCCAGAGUGGCCAGCCAGGUGGAAGUGAACUGUGACAAUCAGGGUCUGAAGGCGAUGCCUUCAGAUUUGCCGGCAGACACCACCAGCCUCCGCCUGGGCGAGAACCCCCUGCGCACCUUCUCCAUGGUGUCCCUGGCGCCGCUGACUAAGCUCACUCAGCUGCAUCUGGGUGACAGCCAACUGAGCGAACUGCAGGCCGAUGUGAAACUACCGCUGCUAGAGACCCUGGAGAUACCCAAAAACCAGUUGAAAAGCCUGCCCUCGCUAGGACAGACACUGCCAGCACUCACUACCCUGGAUGUCUCCUUCAACCAGCUGACCUCAUUGUCUCCUGGGGCCCUGGAUGGCCUCAGCCACCUCCAUGAGCUCUCCCUGCGGGGCAACAGGCUGAAGAAUCUGCCACCCCGGCUCCUGGCAUCCACGCCCCAGCUGAAGAAGCUCAAUCUGGCUCAAAACCAGCUGAUGGAGCUGCCCCUUGAGCUCCUGGAGGGGUUGGAGGAGCUUGACACCCUCUACCUCCAAGGAAACUGGCUGCGAACAAUACCAGAGGGCUUCUUUGGAGAGCGCCUUCUGCCUUUCGUUUUUCUCCACGAUAACCCCUGGUUCUGUGACUGCAGCAUCCGUUAUUUCAGUCGCUGGCUGCGAGACAAUGCUGACAGUGUCUACUUAUGGAAGGAGGGUGAGGAAAACAAGGCCAUGACCCCCAAUGUGGAGAGCGUGCGAUGUGUCAAUACGGGAACAACCGUCUCUGACUACGUAGGGAAGGACUGUGGCCCUCUCAAAAGUGUGGAUGGCCUAGACUAUGAUGUAUAUGACGAGGGCGCUACGAGUGAGAAGGUGCCUACCACGAGGGAUGUGAUCACCAACACCAAAGCCCAUACAACUCACUGGGGCCUACUUGACUCAGAAUCUACUGCUUCUCCAGGCAGCCAAAUGCCCUACUUGCCUCCAACUCGUGAGUCCUCUAAGAAACAGACCACAUUUCCAACCACGUUAGAAUCCAUUACAUUCCCCCCCACUCCAAAACCCACGACUGAAACCACCAAAACCUCGACCACCCCAGAGCCCACCACAGCCCCGACCACCCCAGAGCCCACCACAGCCCCAACUUCCCCAGAGCCCACCACAGUACCAACCACCCCAGAGGCCACAACCCUGACGACCCCAAAACCCAUCACAACCCCGAGCACCCCAGAAACCACAACUCCAACCACCUCAGAACCCAUAACUUCAGAACCCAGCACACUCCAGGCCACUUCAGAACUGACCACAGAACCCACCUCCCCCUCUCCCUUAAAAUCCACAACAAUCAUCUCGGACUUUUUCGACCCCGAAAAGGUCCGAGGACUGGCUCAAGGGAAUGUGGAUAGCUCCAGAAACGACCCUUUUCUCAACCCCGACUUUUGCUGUCUCCUCCCCCUGGGCUUCUACAUCUUGGGUCUCCUCUGGCUCCUGUUUGCUUCUGUGGUCCUCAUCCUGCUGCUGAUCUGGGUCCGGAACAUGAAAGCGCAGGCCCUAGACUUUAGCCAGCCUGUUGCCCUGACCACAGCCAAGCACACCACACAUCUGGAGCUGCAGAGGGGAAGGCAAGUGGCUGUGCCCCGGGCCUGGCUGCUUUUCCUCCAAGGAUCACUCCCAACUUUCCGCUCCAGCCUCUUCCUGUGGAUCCGGCCUAAUGGCCGUGUGGGGCCUCUGGUGGCAGAACGGCGGCCCUCAGCCCUGAGUCUGGGUCGUGGUGAGGACCUGCUGGGUACAGUGGGCAUUAGGUACUCUGGCCACAGCCUCUGAGAUUGGGUGAUUUGGGGACUUUGAGAGGCUCUGAUGGGCUUUCUUAUUGGGAUCUACUGGGGAGUGGGGGCUAGUGAAAAUCACAGGGUCAGGGGGAGGUCUUAAUUACUUUCUUAUCAGAAGCUUUCCCUUCAUACCACAGGAACAUAACCUCAAAACCAGUAAGCCAGGAGAGGAAGUGAGAUGGAGUGGAUGGUUCAUAGAAAAAAACACUGGAUGUAGGUGGGGGUCUCAGACCACUAGGUUAUUACUACUUUGGGGAAGUUUUAGAUAAAAGCAAAUAAAAAACAGAAUAGAACCUGGCUGGUGUGGCUCAGUGGUUGAGCAUCGUCCUAUAAA
Myotis davidii is the source of this 2878-nucleotide messenger RNA. It is a transcript of the gene GP1BA, whose product is annotated as glycoprotein Ib platelet alpha subunit. The coding region runs from base 686 to 2539 and encodes 617 amino acids. The transcript has 3 exons. The record is from RefSeq and is a predicted model, not a curated record. Gene Ontology annotation, molecular function: protein binding. NCBI's taxonomy places the organism in Eukaryota, Metazoa, Chordata, Mammalia, Chiroptera, Vespertilionidae.